UUAUUCUUUCCGGGUGCAGGUCAGUGCUGAUGCAGUUCUGAGAGCUAUAAACAAACUCGAGGAGAGCGGAGGAUGGAGUGAGAAAAUGGACACUUCAAGUUGUAUGUGAAAAAGUAACAGAACCGUGAGAAAAAUGAAGAAAAAACUACAGAAGUUGCAGAUACAAUGUGGAAGUAUAAAUAAACUUUAAAAAAAAAGGAAGAUCUGAAGAAAAUAAUCUACUGUUACAAAACCCUGUAUUUAUAAAUAAUCUAUUUUUACCAGAAACCAACAAACUUUAUAAAUAGUUAUUUUUGUUACAUAAAGGAAUUCUUGCUGCUAUAAAUAAAGUUUUAUUUUCAAACAUAAAAUGGGAUUCGUUUGUGGGCGUUGUAUUACUUGUGCUCCAGAUGACGCUGUAGUGAGAAAUAGAGACGGCUGACACAAAAAUAAAGAGACAUCAGUAGCAAUUUGGACUUCCCCUUCCACAUUUCCUAAAUAUACACAGCACAGCGGGUUUAAUUGUAACUUUAUUUUGUAUAAGUUUAUAAAGAUGGGAAGAAAAAAGAAAACGCUGCACGACUACGCUGCGGAAUUCACUGAUCUGGCAGUUAAAAGACAUUUAUUGGAGCAUAAGGAUUCAGGAGAGACAUCUGUGAUUGAAACUCUGUAUUGUAAAUCUUGUGAACUGCCAAUGCGGGUGAGAAGGGAUCGUAUUAUGGAGCACCUGUCUUCAGGAAGGCACUAUAGAAAUCAGCGUCUGAUUAAGCAACAUGGUAGCAGACCCUCUCUUCUCCUGUCUACAGGAGCGGACAUAGGAGGAGGUCUGUCCAUGGGACUAGAUUCAUCAUUGCUUCCUCAGCCCUCUUUUAUGUUACCCACCAAUACAUGCAGUACUAGCAUUAAUACAAGUGUCAGUGGUAACAUUGUACCCUCACCCCCAUCGUAUCAUCACCAGCCUUUACUCUCUGUACACCUAAAUACUAUUAGUUCUACCACCAACAUCAUUUCAGGCAGAGAAGAUCAGACCCCGUCAACCUCCUCUAAUCUCCCACCCUCAUUCAGCUCCGUCCAGAGACGAAAUCCACCUAUGCCUUCAAAGCACAACAACCAAAGGCUAAUUAUAUCAGAAGCUUCCAACAGUGGGGUGACUGGAGGGGUUAUUGGACAUUUUAUUGGUAGCAGCUCAUUAGGAAGUAACAUUGGCCUUGCUGUGUUUGGAGUGGGUCAUGGUAGUAAGGUUCUACUGCAGUGUUUAACAGAAGAAAGGGGAUGCUGUCUUUAUUAUGUUGUGGAAGACCAGUUUUCCGAAGUGGAGAAAGCCUUUAAUGAUGAGUUACUGUCAAAAACAAGGGUUUUACGGGAGCAGGAUGCAGAUAUCGUUCUCAAUGACCAGAGAGUAGCGGGAGUUGUCAUAUGUUCACCUCCUGAAGUAGCUUCUGCAAUAAUCUUGGAUGCGCUGAGAGCCGGUAAAGCAGUGUUGUCUGAGAAGCUUUUAAGUCUGGACCAACAAUCGGCUGAAGCAUGUUUUGAUGAAGCUGAUCGAUAUGGAAAACCACUGGUCUGUGGCUUCUACAAACGUUUUGAUCCAGCGUUGCAGUUUCUAUAUAAGAAGGUCCGCGAGAGCCGUACACUGGGGAGAAUACAGAGAAUAUCUACAGUCAAUCGCAUGUAUCCUUCACCUUCUCUCAAAGGUUUAAAAAUGUCAGGUGGAAUUUUCUACGGCUCAGCUGUUUUUGAUAUCGACGUUGUCAGCUGGUUAUUAGGAGAGAGUGCCCCAGAUACAAUAUUCUCCCUGGGACAUGCCUUCUGUCAAGAUAUGAGUGCCAUGAAAGACGCAGAUGCUGUUAACAUAAGUAUGAAGUUUCCGAGUGGAGCAAUUGUGAAUUUAGAUAUCAGCCAGCACUGUACAAAAAGCUGUGAUCAAAGACUAGAGGUACAUGGUUCUCAAGGCUCGUUACGUAUUGAUAAUCAGAACUGUCUGGGUAUUGUAGAGAAUGGUACAUCAUUGCCAUUAUAUUCACAAACACAUGAGGAAAGGUACCGGAAUGCAUAUAUAGAACUUUUUCGUCAUUUUCUUCGAACAAUCAAAGGAAAAGAGCAGCCCUCCGUCACUAAAGAGCAGUAUGUUUGUGCCGUCCAGGUAGCAGCGGCAGCUGAUCAGUCGUGGCAAAGCGGGUCAGCUGUAGACUUGCGCAAUGAGGCACUGGGGGCCUCUAUUAUCAAGACUGAAAUCAUAUGAUCUCUAGAAAGAUCACAGAGACGCUCUGUAGGAAAUUAUUUUACCUUUGCAGAGUUUUUUUAUUAUUAUUAUUUUGUGCUGUCAUUUUGCAGAUCUUCCCUUUACUGGCUUCCAAAAACUGUUUGGCACUUGCCUCAUUCUUCCUGUUUUUUUCACUUAAUGAGCAACCUUACAAGUAUUUUUUUCUUUUGAUGGGGACAUGAAGAAUUAUUUGUGACUGAGUGAAAGCACAAGGACCAAAACCAACUUGGAUCAUCCUCAAGGAUAAACAGAUUGCUCAUCAUUCGUCCUUUUCUUUUUAAUCUCUAAUUUAUUUUUCUUCAAGUUUUGCCUUUCAGAUUGGCUGUUGUUACUAAUAUUAGUAAAUCUUUUUGGUUUAUCCAGAAAUGGAUAUUUAUUGGUUUAUAUGCUGGACUACACGUCACUGCUUGUACAGUAUAUUGUAAUAUUCAGCCAUAAAUCAGGAAGGCCCUGUUUACCUGUAUGUUUAACUCCGGACAGGAUCUAUCAGUAUACAUCAUUUUGCCUGAAGACACAGCUCAGGAAAAGAAAAAAAAAAGGGAUCCAAUUGCCACUUCAUCUCUGAUUUACAAUAUAAAGUACAACCGUCCCUUUUUGGCAUAAAUUUCUUUCACAGAGAUCGGGGGGAGAUCAAUUGACAGAUGUCAGUUCAGCAGAUUUGCUCAAUAAUGAAGAAAGGAAAAUCUUUCCUUAACUAGAAAAGUACAUGAGUCAUAUACAAGAAUCUAAGGCUUUGGCACAUACAAUGUAAGGUAGCCAGUGUACAUCAGAGAGAUGUGUCAGAAAUACAGUGAUGUUAAAGGGACAUUUCAAGGCAAAAGGUACAUGAUCUAAUUUAAUAGGGGCAUUUUAUUUAUGUAUUACUUACCCUACAUAACUGUGUCUUUAAAGGGUUAAAAAAAAAACAAGAUAAAGUACAGUUUGGUAGCUACAAACAUUGGACCUCCCAAGAAGAACAUGGCUGUUGAGCCAAUCAGAAGCUGCAGUUGCGUGACUUCCAAUCAACUGCCGUAUUCUUCUCAAAAGCUGCAAUGCUUUUAGCUCCAGUAGAGCGUUUUACUUAUGUGCUUAAAUCCUACAAAAAUGGUUAAACACAAAUGUAGGGUCAGUAAUGCAGACAUUUAUUUACAAGCUUCAAUAAAUUAGAACAUUUAGUGUUUGCGUUGGAAUAUCCCUUUAAAAACGUAGUGGCAUCUUUCUGCAGGAUAAAACGUGCAUACUACAGGCAUAUAGAUUAAUUUAUGUUGCCUGAUUAACAACAUGGGGUCUAAUUAUGAAGCAGCGGAUGCUGCUUCCGACCCUCUCCGCUUUAGUUCUCACUGAAGCAGAAAUUAAGAAGCAGCGGUCCUAAGAUCGCGGCUCCUUAACUCGUCUGCCACCUCUGAGGUGGCGGACAGCAAUCAGCCUGAUCGAAUACGAUUGGGUUGAUUGACACCCCCUGCUAGCGGCCGCAAAUCUGCAGGGGGCGGUAUUGCACCAGCACUUCACAAGAACUGUUGGUGCAAUGAUAAAUGCCGACAGCAUGCAUUUAUCGAUGUGCGGCAGACAUGAUUCACUAUAACGGAUCAGGUCUGUCCGCACCUACAUAAAUAGACCCCUAUAUGUCUAAUUUAAUGAAUUUUUACAGAAUGGAUUAAUUUUAUUUGGUACUACAGUUUAAAUGUCUAUAUUUGUACAUAUAAGCUUUAUGUUUUAUUCUAUGCAUUUUAAAGACCAAAAAAACAUUGUGUCUUAAAAUAUUUUUUUUGUUUGCUUAGGGUCAGAAUGGCUUUAUUUUGAACUUUUUGAAAGUUUUGCUUUAAAUUUAGAUUUGUGCAGUUCUGAAAAAAUGCAAGGUGAUUGCUCAUACAUUUCUGCAUCUCUGUUAGUUUUAAAUAUGUUGGGCCAGAUUACAAGUUGAGCGCAAAAUAUUGCUUACGUAAAAAGCGAUAUUUGCGCUAAACUGAGUAAUACCAGCGCACGCAAAUGUGUGCUGGUAUUACAAGUGAGGUGCAAUGCGAACAUUGCACAGAAGCAUUGCGCUCACGAGAGCGCCCUUCCAUAGGCUCCAAUGUUUGCCUUGUUCUCAUGCAGUCAGACACGGCAUGAGAACUAGUGCAGCGAAGGGCGUAGGUCAUGCAGUGAUGGGCAGCGAUUUUAAAUAUAUAUGUAUAUGAUUUUAUACAUGUAUAUCUAUGUGUAUAUACACAUAUUAACAUAUGAAUAAAUAUAUAUGUAUAUAAGCAUAUUCAUAUAUAUUUACAGGGAACACAUAGUUCCCAUAAACCGCAAUGUAAUGGCACUUUUCAGUGCUGUUUUUAACAACCCACACCUGCCAUUUUUAACUCCUAAAAUCUGCCUAGUGCAGUCAUUUUUUUUUUCUCAUAAACUAAAAAGAACCUUUUCUUUUGGGGGCAUUUGGGGCACAUUUAGAAAAUUAACCAAAGAUUUGAUCUCUGGUUAAUUUUCUGAGCGCUAAUUGCUACCACAAAUUUGUGGUAGCAAUAACUAGCCACUUGAAAUGGCUGGUUACUAAUUGCACGCACGAUAAAUUAGCGCUCCACUUGUAAUCUAGCCCAUUAUUAUCAGGAAGAAUAUCAUUUAAGUACACUUGUACUACAAUAAAUAGACAUUUAUAAAUUA
Molecule: messenger RNA, 4864 nt
Organism: Bombina bombina (fire-bellied toad)
Lineage: Eukaryota; Metazoa; Chordata; Amphibia; Anura; Bombinatoridae
Product: myo-inositol 2-dehydrogenase
Exons: 10
Coding region: 533-2221 (562 amino acids)
Biological process (GO): NADPH regeneration
Cellular component (GO): cytoplasm
Molecular function (GO): oxidoreductase activity; nucleotide binding
Source: RefSeq, a predicted model, not a curated record